GAGAGAGAGAGAGAGAAGCAUAUGGAUCCUACUUCAUCCCCAAUCCCAUCUGCUCAGACUGAAGAUCAAGUGUUGCAACCUGCUUCUUCGAUGCCCUCGCAUGAAGAUGAUAAGCUCUUGGUGAUAUCAGCACGAGAUAUGGAUCAUUCUUCAUCCACAGUCCCAUCCGAUGAACCUCAAGAUCAGGUGUUGCAAUCUCCUUCUCCACUCUCGAUGAUCUCAUCCAGUCAAUACAGCCGCCCGGAUCUCACCAACCGGCUGGAUUACAGGCGACGGCGUAAAUCCGGCUUGUCCAGGUGUGUCAUUGAAAAGACUAGUCCAAAAGGCGAAAAGAAGAUUAGGCACAGAGAAAUUGAAAGACAAAGAAGGCAAGAAAUGGCUGCUCAUUUUCGGUCUUUGAGAUCUCUACUCCCGCUCGAACAUCUCAAGGGGAAGAGAUCAGUGGCUGAUCAUGUUUAUGAAGCGGUGAAGUACAUAAAGGAUAUGCAAAGCAAGAUCCAGGAACUAAGUGACAAGAGAGAUGGACUCAAGAAACUGGAGCCACCCAACUCACGCCGUACCGACACAAAUGAUUGGCCGACAUGUCCUCCUCCUCCUCCUCCUUGUUCUUCUUGUCCCAAGAACGUUGUGGUGGUCGAAUCCUGCAAGAGAGGAGUGGAAGUGGCAAUUAGUACAGAAUCAGUACAAGGGAUGCCUUUGAGGAGAGUACUUGAAGUUCUGAUUGGAGAUGAAGGGUUGAACGUGAUUAACUGCACCUCCACCACAGUAAACGGGAGGCUAAUUCAUCGCAUUGAAUCCGAGCUUAUUGGCGGGCAAAGCGUCGAUCUGUCCGAGCUGCAACAGAAGUUAACGGGCUUAGGGCUCGACGGUAGAGCCUUCGAUUUGGAUUUAAGCACUGUUUUAUGAGAUGUCAGCAUUCCUUUUCUCUUUAGCUAGUCGUGAUUAAUGGGAUUUAAGUUGUGUUCAAGAUGUUAAAACUUGGGAUAAUUAUUGUAGCUUGUGAUUUGUGUAUAUAUGUAUAGUUACCUAGAUCAUUUUCUGCAUCCAAGAAGAGCUUGUUGUUUCAGGAAUUGAUUGCGUACAUGUCUCCUUAAUGUCGUGGGCACUUCCUCGUGUCCAUCAUCAUGAAGAUUAUAAGCUUAGUGAGCUUUGUAUUGA
Messenger RNA from Rhodamnia argentea, 1158 nucleotides. RefSeq names its product transcription factor bHLH36-like. The record is from RefSeq and is a predicted model, not a curated record. The transcript has 3 exons. Gene Ontology annotation, cellular component: RNA polymerase II transcription regulator complex. Gene Ontology annotation, biological process: regulation of transcription by RNA polymerase II. Lineage: Eukaryota; Viridiplantae; Streptophyta; Magnoliopsida; Myrtales; Myrtaceae. Gene Ontology annotation, molecular function: RNA polymerase II transcription regulatory region sequence-specific DNA binding; DNA-binding transcription factor activity, RNA polymerase II-specific; protein dimerization activity. The coding region runs from base 22 to 906 and encodes 294 amino acids.